AUGUUGCUGGUGUCACUGCUGCUGAUGGCGAUGGACUGCUGCCUUGGAGCGCCAGCCGGGAGAGAGGUGUACAGGAUGCCUCAGAGUGCUCUGAAAGCUCUAUCGGACCGGGGUACUGUGGUUCUGGAGGCGGCGUUGACCAGUGCUCUGUCGGCUCUGGAGCUGGCGACGUCGGAGCGGAGUCAGGCCGAGGCAGUCUGUAGAGACUGUGUACCCUGUCUCUUUCAGGACUGCGGACAGCGCUCCGCACCCUGCUCCUCUCUGGAUGGCACAUUGGCUGAGCCCAGCUGUGACGUCAUUACCAAGGCUCAGAAAGUUCCAGAGGAGGGCGAGCGGAGCUGGGCGCUGAGCCAGGCAUGUGGGUAUUACCGCCGGCGGUGCCCGCCGGGCGAAAAGGGGAAGGAGGCUUGUGUGAGGAUCAUGGGCGAGAGCUGCAGUGCCCGCGUGCUCCAGUGUAGCCUCCUGAACACCAUGCAGAGCCUGGAGCCUGCCACACAGACACGCACACAAGGUGGCAGCAGUGUGUGGCCAGAGGCUCUCGGCGGUGCAGAACGUGACCCAGCCCCGCUCCCGUAUUGUGGGGGGUGUUCCCCGGCCCUCCCUGGCAGCUGGCCCUGGCUGGUCAACCUGCAGCUGGACGGAGGGCUGAUGUGUGGAGGGGUGCUGGUGGACAGCUCCUGGGUGGUGACCGCCGCUCACUGCUUCGCUGGCAGCCGCAGUGAUAGCUACUGGACGGCUGUGGUGGGAGAGUUUGACAUCACCAAGACCGACCCUGACGAGCAGGUGCUCAAGGUCAACCGCAUCAUCUCCCAUCCCAAGUUCAACCCCAAGACGUUUAACAACGACAUAGCGCUGGUGGAGCUGACAUCUCCGGUGGUCCUGUCGGACCACGUGACCCCUGUGUGUCUGCCAUCAGGUCUGGAACCGCCUACUGGCAGCCCCUGUCUGGUGGCCGGCUGGGGCUCCCUCUUCGAAGAUGGUCCUUCAGCUGACGUGGUGAUGGAGGCUAAGGUUCCUCUGCUGCCCCAGAGCACCUGCAAGAGCUCCCUGGGCAAGGAGCUGGUCACUAACACCAUGCUGUGUGCCGGGUACCUCUCUGGGGGCAUCGACUCCUGCCAGGGGGAUUCUGGAGGCCCUCUGAUCUACCAGGACCGUAUAUCAGGUCGCUUCCAGCUGCACGGCAUCACGUCCUGGGGAGACGGCUGUGGGGAAAAGGGCAAACCUGGGGUCUACACACGGGUCAGCGCCUUCUCCGAUUGGAUACUCGCUGAGAUACAGAUGUCCUUUGGGAGUCGGGAGCCGACGUGCCCUGAGUUGCUGAAGACAUCGGAGCUGUCGGAGGAGCAGCAGAGGUCGGAGUUCGUCUCUCUGUGUCGCUUCUACGCCCAGACCUGCCCCCCCAGCCAGGGGACCGCUGCCUGCAACCGCCUCGUAGAGGAGAAAUGUCGCAGUCGCUUCAAGAAGUGUCAGUUGCGUUCGUUCCUGCAGACCCUGCUGGACUUGCUCCAGAGAGCAGAGGACUAUAUCAGAGACAAGGUAGACCUGACCUUCUUCACCCAGACCCUGCCUCAACUGGUGGAACACAUCUACAGUACAGCCUUCACCGCCAAGGAGAGGGAGAGGAGGGAGAUCCCACAGGAAACAGAACAGGUAUGGGGUGCUGUCCGGUCAGGGUCAGAGGAAACUGGUCCUGGGUUGUUCCAGAAGGUAGGCCCCCUGGUGGCUGACUGGGAGAACUACCUCAGGGGCAUCGCUGUGGAGUUGGACACACAGACACAUGGCUCCAAACCCCUGAGCCAAGAAGAGAGCCUUUUCCUUCAGGCAGAGGACCCCUCUCUGCAUCAGCUAGAGGGGAAGUACCAGACCAUCAUCUCAGCCUUACACUCCAAACUGGACUCCAGACCUGCUCCUCCGAUCUUGCACCUGAAUACAGACCUCCUCCAGGAAAACUCUCCCAACAUUCAUGCUGUUCCCACUGAAGAGUCGCCCUCCUCAUUCCCCCUUCAAGGGUCAGAGUCGCUCACAGACCUCAUCAGUGAAAUCCGGAAAUUUGGGACACAGAAUGAAAUGGCGACAGAAGAUGCAGAAAUUAGUGUAACGUCGUUUGAAGAGGACACAUUUUCAGAUCCAACACCAGUCAGUUCAAUAGAGACUACUGAUUGGCUUAACGAAGCUGUGACCGAACAGACAACCUUACAGCGCCUGUUCCCGUCUCUGUCCACCAUCGGCAGCACCAUGUCUCCCAUAGCAACGACCUUUGAGUCCAGACAGACUCUACUUCCUGGUUCUCCCUCCCGCCAACUGUCCCUCGACCACCGGAGACGCAGGAGUCUCCGCAAGCGGCAGAUCCCUGGGGUUAAAGCUUGUCCAGGAGUAGCAGAGUCCACCCAGCAAGUGAGUGGUAUCAGAGACACAUACAAGUGGAUCCUGGGCAUCCCCACCAAGAACCUCCACAUGAACUUCCAGGAGUUGCUGGUGGACCUGAGCUCUAAGAACGAUCGGGGUCUGUACGAGGCUCGGGUCAGGGCGGUGGUGGGGGGUCGACCUCUGACCUUCUACAGCCUGGUGGGUCUGGAGAAUGAGUCCUUCUACCGUAGCAUGCCGCGCAUCAUUGCUCUGGCUCUGGACGCUCUCAAAACGUAAACGGUAUCAAGUUCAACACAACGAACACACGUCAAAGACUCAGUGGCUCAGCGAAGGUCUUAGUCAGCUUGUGGUGCCGGAGACCAGAGAGGGGGAACGAACCCCGUGGGACCUAUAAACUGGCGACUUCUCAUUCAGAUGGGAGGCGAGAGGACAGGCACUGGGCAUUCUAGGAGACCUAAACAUUAGGAAUGUAACAAUUCACCAAUGCACAUCAGGUCCGGUUCAAAUGCUUAAGAUGCUGAGUGCGUCCAUGUUAUUGGUGGGCGGGGAGCCCUAACUGAUCCAAAUGACGUAUGCAUCGGUCAGAAAACCCAUUUAAAAUGUUCCAAACUGACAGUUAACUGUUUUUUACUUUAUAUAGUGUUAUUCCGGGAAAGAAAACUGCUGCGUCCUCCUUUAAUUCAGUAGCCUAUCAGACCUUAUCACGUAUCUGCGUAUGAGUGUGAGAUGGCAACUGCGCGUACAGAGCUGGAGACAGCUGCUCGCGCCAACGAGAGGUUGCUCUAGUUGUUCUAAUGGGCUAUUCGUACAUCUGCAUUCAGAUGCUUGUAAUGGCUUUGACAAUGUCAUAUCAUAGGCUUUAUUAGUUGAGUGACAACUGAUGUCAUUUGGGUCAUUUCGGGUCAUUGUUACCAAAUGAGCUGUAGAAAGUGUUUUUUACUCGAGUUGUGUAGCCGACCGGAAUGGAUACAACUCGCAUCCAACUGUUGAUUUGGGGUUUUCAAUCAUUCACGUUUCAUUUAAUUGUUCAGGUUCACUAUAAGAAAUAGUUUUGGUAGUUUUGCUUUAAACAGUCAGUGUAUUUGGUCAUUUCAACAUGAACAGGGUAUGUUCAUUAAGGACAGAAAUAGGUUUUGGUAGUUUUGCUUUAAACAGCCAGUGUAUUUGGUCAUUUCAACAUGAACAGGGUAUGUUCAUUAAGGACAGAAAUAGGUUUUGGUAGUUUUGCUUUAAACAGUCAGUGUAUUUGGUCAUUUCAACAUGAACAGGGUAUGUUCAUUAAGGACAGAAAUAGGUUUUGGUAGUUUUGCUUUAAACAGUCAGUGUAUUUGGUCAUUUCAACAUGAACAGGGUAUGUUCAUUAAGGACAGAAAUAGGUUUUGGUAGUUUUGCUUUAAACAGUCAGUGUAUUUGGUCAUUUCAACAUGAACAGGGUAUGUUCAUUAAGGACAGAAAUAGGUUUUGGUAGUUUUGCUUUAAACAGUCAGUGUAUUUGGUCAUUUCAACAUGAACAGGGUAUGUUCAUUAAGGACAGAAAUAGGUUUUGGUAGUUUUGCUUUAAACAGUCAGUGUAUUUGGUCAUUUCAACAUGAACAGGGUAUGUUCAUUAAGGACAGAAAUAGGUUUUGGUAGUUUUGCUUUAAACAGUCAGUGUAUUUGGUCAUUUCAACAUGAACAGGGUAUGUUCACUAAGGACAGAAAUAGGUUUUGCCAGCUGCGCAUGGUUGCGUUGAUUCAUUGGUCGGAAUGGAGAAGGUCUCCAUAAAACUCCAAACGGUCUAAACCGUUCCCUUUUGAGACGGGGUAAAAUACAAAGCUGCAUUAUGGAAAUUGGCUAAAUGCCAUGCUAAUUUCUAAAAGAUAAAUAUUGACAUAGUACUAGCUGGAAACAUGUUUAAUCUGCAAAAAUGACAAGUCAAUCAGUGGGCGAUGGUGAUGUCAGAUAAAAGUGGUGGGAGAAAAAGCAUACAUUUCUCCACUCCUAAUCUGAUAGUGGGGUGGUAGAUGCUCAGUCUGCUCAGGUCUCUACACACCAUUGACACACACACACACUGAGGGCCACUCAGCUUAGAGAAGUAAUCUCAGACAGAUCCAGCACAGAGAGGCCCAGCUUCUGAGCUCCCAUCAGCAGCAGUUAGGAAUUAAAAAUGGAAAAUGAAUGUGUUCAAUGCAACAACAAAGAAGUGCAUUGAACCGCAUUGCAUCAAUUAGUUUCCCUAAUCAAACCAAAUCGCACCGACUCGUUUCAAAUUAAAAUGUAGCGUUCCUGUAUUGUACCAAUGUGUCCAAAUGCGUAUGAAAUUGGCCCGCGCAAAUGGACGCAAGUGCACGCGUGCACACACAACACACUGCGUGACUUUGCUGGCCCACGCUGAAGAACAGACAGGAGAGUGACAUUAUACAACAUGUCAACCCACCUGAGAGCCUGACCUCUGUACACACAGCCCUGAAUGUAUUGGACCAUCCUGCCUAGCAACCAUUCAUGGAGAUGAGUUUUUUUUUUUUUUUACAUGGCUGGCGUAACGCAGUGAGACAGCCAUAGAAAUAGAUAGAGAACUCAUUUUUGUACCUGUGCCAUUAAAAAGGUGGUAGCCCUCAAUGCCGAUGGCCAUGCUAAAACGGGUUAUAUCCAUGUAUCUAUCUCUAUGGACGCAACCCAUUCUAAUUUAUGAGCCUGUAUAAAUAAGUUAUUCAAAAUGUCUGUUUUUCUGCAAAAGGUUGAGCCUCUUGUGAAGCAAGCAGACUGUAGGCCCCUUCAUACUGUACAUUGGUGUAUUAUUUUUCAUUGCUAUAUUUAUUUGUAUAGAGAACUGCUUUGUAUUUUUCUAAUAAAAUAUCAGUAAAACUGUUA
This is a messenger RNA of Oncorhynchus gorbuscha (pink salmon), 5218 nucleotides long. RefSeq names its product serine protease 56 (gene prss56). Gene Ontology annotation, biological process: proteolysis. Bases 1 to 2643 code for a protein of 880 amino acids. Gene Ontology annotation, molecular function: serine-type endopeptidase activity. NCBI's taxonomy places the organism in Eukaryota, Metazoa, Chordata, Actinopteri, Salmoniformes, Salmonidae. The transcript has 14 exons. The record is from RefSeq and is a predicted model, not a curated record.